Messenger RNA from Serpula lacrymans var. lacrymans S7.9, 1464 nucleotides. RefSeq lists its product as uncharacterized. The coding region runs from base 309 to 1370 and encodes 353 amino acids. The record is from RefSeq and is a predicted model, not a curated record. The transcript is spliced from 9 exons. Gene Ontology annotation, molecular function: oxidoreductase activity, acting on the CH-OH group of donors, NAD or NADP as acceptor. Lineage: Eukaryota; Fungi; Basidiomycota; Agaricomycetes; Boletales; Serpulaceae.
AUCAUCAUCGUGUAUGCUCACAACAAGGUAAACUGACUUAUGAGGCAGUUGUCCCUGCUACAUUUAGGCAGCGCCAGUGAGAUGAGUAUAGUACGCAUAGCCUUGUACGUCGUCAGCUGCCCACGUCACCUCUCGGCCAGACCAAAUCACCAAAUGGAGCUGCCACUUCAAUGAAUUGAGAAAGUGUAGUAUACAUAGCCUAGAACACUUACUUACAAACGGGACCACCGAACCUGGAUAAAAGGCUCUGUCCGUUGUGAGUCCAUUCGUUAUCUUCCCUGUUUUCACUCACGAAACACUGAUCUCAAAUGCCUGGCGUUGCACCACCCAGCAGAGUUCUUGUCACUGGUGCGAAUGGUUUCAUUGCCAUCCAUAUCGUACGAAAUCUUCUAGAACGGGGAUUUGCCGUCCGUGGCACUGUUCGCUCAAAAGCGAAGGCUCGACACCUGGACCAAAUGUUUAGCAGCUACGGAGACAAAUACGAGGUUGUCAUCGUGGAAGAUGUCACAAAGGAAGGGGCAUUCGAUGAUGCUGUCAAAGGAGUUGAUGCCAUCGAGCACACCGCUUCACCGUGCCAGCUUGAGUCAGAUCAUCCUGAUGAGGUCAUCGUUCCAGCCGUGAGCGGUACCGUUAGUAUCCUUCAAAGCGCGCUCAAACACGGGCCCUCCGUUAAGCGUAUCGUCAUCACCUCGUCCUGCGCGGCUAUCCUCGAGAUCAACCCAACCCCGUCAACUUUCUCGGAAGCCGACUGGGGCGAACAAGCUAUCAAUGUCGUCAACGCUCAAGGGCGGGAUGCACCAGGUUUGGUUAAGUACAGAGCCUCCAAGACGCUAGCUGAGAAAGCCGCAUGGGAAUUCUGGAAUAAGCAUAGAGACGAGGUUGCCUGGGACCUUACUGUGAUAAACCCUCCUUGGGUCUUUGGCCCAUCAAUUCACGACGUGACUACUCCAGACACCUUGAACGCGUCCACCCUGACCUGGUACAACUAUGUUGUACAUCCUACAUCCAACGGGGUUACUGAUGAGACCCUCGCAACACUUGGUGGAUGCUAUGUCGACGUGCGUGAUCUAGCAGAGGCGCACUCGCUUGUACUCGAGAAACCUGAAGCAGGCGGUGAGCGUAUUAUCGUAAGCGCCGGGACAUGGAAAGCGCAAGAUUUCAUUGAUGCCGCAAACACCAUAAAUCCUCCCGUUCGCUUGUCGCAGCCUCUUCCACGCGGAGUUUUUGGCGCAGGAAGUCCUAAUCCAGCUACUGUUCAUUUACUUCAGUUCGAUAACUCGAAGGCUGGGCGCAUACUGGGCAUUAAAUAUCGGACCAUGGCAAAGACUACAGAAGACACGUUACGUGACUACGAGGCGAGAGGAUGGUAAUGUGUAACAGAUGCGAAAGGUAUCAUGCCUCGACCGAAAUUAAAGUGUACAGUUAUUAGCCUAGACUUUUUCUGCAUUGCGAAUCUUCAAACCG